CUCUGCUAUGGCAAAGGCGUUCCCCAACGGUACAACAGAUACAGACCAAUCCGAAAAGAACCUGGCACAUACAUUGAUGGGACUGCUGACAGAUUUUGCAAGACAGGGUGAUCCCAACAACGCUGUACAGUAUGGCCUGCACCAGACUUGGCCUCAGUUCUCGGAGCCAGGGGAACACUAUCUACUGCUGAAUACCACAAUGUCCGUCGGAUCCAAGCCCUACAAGGACCGGGUCACCUUAUGGACGCAGACACUGCCGCGUCUCCUUCAAGCUGCACAGAACCAGCAUCACACGACGAAGAACCCCCACCCUAACAUUGUCGGUUAGCCAUGCAACGACUGCAAGAUGCUGACUUUUCGAAUUAAAAAAGUGGGAUUUCA
Haliotis rubra (blacklip abalone) is the source of this 381-nucleotide messenger RNA. Its product is annotated as acetylcholinesterase-like. Bases 8 to 328 code for a protein of 106 amino acids. The record is from RefSeq and is a predicted model, not a curated record. The transcript has 2 exons. NCBI's taxonomy places the organism in Eukaryota, Metazoa, Mollusca, Gastropoda, Lepetellida, Haliotidae.